AUGCCGUUCGUACUCGACACAGAGCGCAUAUCGGAAUUUGUCGACCAGCUCCCCCGCUCGGUCCUUGAGCGCGCCCCCAAAACCCACUUCCCCAUCCAGCUCCCGCUCGCCUUCCCUUCUCCACUACACCAUGUCAACCUCCUCACUGUCCUCCACCUCGUUCACGCCACUCUCAGCCAGCCUCGGCAUACUCUCUAUCUCGCCGAGACCCGAUCUGAUGCAUACGAUAUCGCCAUUCGAGGCGUCUUUGGACUAUACCUCGGCUCGGACGAAACGUGGGGUGCGCAGAACUUGCUCUCGGCGAAAGCAUGGAAACAGGGGGCUAUGAGCGAGGCGAAGGUUGGGGAGUUCUUCAGCUUGGAUAUCAUGCGGGAGAAGAACCAUCCGACCUUGCCUGUGAAGAUAGGGGAGAGGUGGGGACCGGGCGCGGAGAUAGCGGGGGAUCUGGUGGCGCUGUUCAUGCGGUUAGGGGAGGGGAUGGCUAUGCGAUGUGUAGGGGAGGCGGUAUUGGCUGCUCUAGGAACGUCUAGAGAGGGAGAGAACGAUGGGGAGGGAGAUAGGUGGACAGCCGCUUCAUCCCGAGCUUUCUGCGACCAGGUAGUGGCUUUCGAGCCCGUAAUGGCAGACGGCUACGCCUCUUCGCCUGGAGAUACACACCUUCCAUCCGCACCGCUGCGGCUCCUCCAAGAUCUAGCGGCUCUCCUUCCGUUACUGCCUGAACUCGAUCUCUCCAGUCCAAAUCUGGACCCAGUGUCCAAUCUUUCGCCUCUUCCCUUAUCACCACCUCUCCUCCUCUACCUCGGCCUCAUCACCCCUGACGCCGACAACGACUCAGACUCGGCGAAACUACAAUCUGCGAUACCCACGGGACAGUCGGUAUUCGAGCUUCUCGCGUCUCUGACCUCGGAGACAACGGCGGAUGGCCCUGACAAGAAGGACCCGAGGAAUGCAACGGUAUCGGCUGAGACGUACGCCAAGCUCUACGCAGCUUCGGUUGAGGCUUGCCAGCAGAUCGGAGAUUGCGCGUCACUUGCGAGCCAGGAGGGCGUGGAGGCGGGGUCAAAGCGGGGCAUGAGCUAUCUGGAAGCCGAGAGGGUAUGUGCAUAUCUGGCGACGGUGAUGGAAGGGAAGGGGCUGGGCGUGAGAGUAGUGGUAUCGGAGGGCAUCGACUUGUAG
Messenger RNA from Dioszegia hungarica, 1176 nucleotides. RefSeq lists its product as uncharacterized. The transcript is spliced from 3 exons. The record is from RefSeq and is a predicted model, not a curated record. The coding region runs from base 1 to 1176 and encodes 391 amino acids. NCBI's taxonomy places the organism in Eukaryota, Fungi, Basidiomycota, Tremellomycetes, Tremellales, Bulleribasidiaceae.